Molecule: messenger RNA, 1976 nt
Organism: Myripristis murdjan (pinecone soldierfish)
Lineage: Eukaryota; Metazoa; Chordata; Actinopteri; Holocentriformes; Holocentridae
Gene: hcls1
Product: hematopoietic cell-specific Lyn substrate 1
Exons: 16
Coding region: 75-1643 (522 amino acids)
Biological process (GO): regulation of actin filament polymerization; cell migration
Cellular component (GO): site of polarized growth; cortical actin cytoskeleton; actin filament
Molecular function (GO): actin filament binding
Source: RefSeq, a predicted model, not a curated record
CGCCGUCGAUGAAGAGCGGACUGCUGUCUGAUCUUCUCCAGACACGGAUAUAGCAGCUGUAUUUAUUACUAAAGAUGUGGAAGUCAGUGGUGGGCCACAAUGUCAACGUGAAGGUAGCUGCAGAGGGGGACGACUGGGAGACGGACCCUGACUUUGAGAAUGAUGUGACGGAGCAGGAGCAGAGGUGGGGGGCCAAGACCAUUGAGGGCUCAGGGCGUAAAGAGCACAUCAGUGUUGCAGAGCUCAGGCAGACGGUCUCUGCUGAACAUGAGCAGGUGAAGACCAAGGAACAGGCCCAGGCUCCCAAAGCCUCCUACGGCUAUGGAGGGAAGUUUGGAGUGGAGAAGGACCGCAUGGACAAGGUGGCCAAGGGGCAUGACUAUGUGGCUCAGGUCGAACAGCAUUCUUCCCAGACAGACGCUGCAAAAGGCUUUGGUGGGAAAUUUGGUGUUCAGAAAGACCGCGUUGAUAAGUCUGCCAUGGGUUUUGAAUACAAGGGGGAUAUGGCACAGCAUACAUCUCAGAAAGAUUACUCAAAGGGAUUUGGAGGGAAGUACGGGGUGGAGAAAGACAAGGUGGACAAGGCUGCCUUGGGCUACGAAUACAAAGGAGAGACGGAGAAGCACCAGUCACAGAAAGAUUACUCAAAGGGAUUUGGAGGGAAGUACGGGGUGGAGAAAGACAAGGUGGACAAGGCCGCCUUGGGCUACGAAUACAAAGGAGAGACGGAGAAGCACCAGUCACAGAAAGAUUACUCAAAGGGAUUUGGGGGCAGGUAUGGUGUCGAGAAGGACAAAGUAGAUAAAGCUGCGUUGGGCUAUGAUUAUAGGGGCGAGACGGAGAAACACGAGUCACAAAAAGAUUAUUCAAAAGGUUUUGGGGGUCGUUAUGGCGUACAGGAAGACCGCAUGGAUAAGAGUGCAGCUGCCUUCACAGACAUGGACUCCCCUACCUCUGCUUAUGAGAAGACACAGCCACUGGAGGCUUCAAGCGCAGGUGCAGGCAAGCUGAAGGCACGGUUUGAGAGCAUGGCCAAGGCUUCAGACGAAGACAACAGGAAGAGAGCAGAAGAGGAGAAAGCAAGGAGGCAAGCCCGAGAGAAGAGAGAGCAGGAGGAGGCCAGACGCAGACAGCAGGAGGAGAGCAACAGAGAAGAAAGGUCUUGUCCCCCACCUGUUCCAGAUGCGGCUCCAGAGUUCAACACGCCUCCGCCAGAAAUCCAUCGGCCUUUACCUAAAAUACCACAAGAAGUGCCUGAACCAGAGGCAAAGGAGGAACCAGACUACGAGGAGCCACCAUGCUUACCCCCACGCUCAGAAGACUUCCUGGAGCUGGAGCCAGACGAAGACCAGCCACCCCCGCUGCCAGGGAGAGCGCCCGAGGAGGAGGAGGAAGAUGAGGGAGAGUACGAAGACAUCGAUGCACCACCUCCUGAAUCAGCUGUGGAAAACGACUAUGAAGACCUGUCUAGUGGCCAGAUGGCAGUAGCAAUUUAUGACUACCAGGGAGAGGCAGACGACGAGAUCUCCUUCGACCCAGAUGAUGUCAUCACCAACAUAGAGAUGGUGGAUGAAGGCUGGUGGAGGGGGCAGUGUCAUGGCCGCGUCGGUCUGUUCCCAGCUGCCUUUGUCAAGAUGUUGUAAUGAGUUUCAUUGCCAGGUUGUUCUUGUGAUGGUACAACAGCCGAGAGACUUCUUUUGAUCCGGGAACUCUUUUCACAAAACUCAUUUAUACAAUAUCAAGUCUCAUACACUGAGCCUGUCUGCAGGAGGAACAGCAUAGUAUUGGAAAAUAAAAAACACCUAUUUAUGCCAAAUAGUUUUUGAUCAUAAUUCAAAUACUUUUUGCACCAUGUCAUAUUUGCUUUAGGGUAUGCAUCCAUGGCAAUGAAAAUCUCAAAACAAAAUGCUGAUCUAUGAAUAUACUUUUGUGCAAUCACCAUCAGUAAAUCCAUAUUGAUAGCAAGGGCUUGCACU